AAAAUGGUGGAAGACAAUUGACUCUUCUUAUGGAACGUGAAUCCUUCUUUCAGCCCUCCUCUUCUAAUCAUUGAUUUAACCGUUUUUUCAGCUUAAACUAUUCAAAUUAUGGCUGGUUGCUUGAUGGUCAUCACUGCUGAUAAUCUCAUUUGAGACAGAAAAAGUUAUCUUAAGAACAAGUUUUGAUUACAUGUUGCUUGCUCCAGCUACUUGAAACUUGGUUUCUUUCUUCUCAUCAAAUUACAUUUCUCUUUGUUUUCUUCCAUAGUGGUUUUUAAAAUUCAGCUUUUACUGUUUCAAGUCUUCUAAAAGUGCCAAUUGUUUUGUAAACCAUGGACCAAAUAAUGUAUCAUCUUAUACGUUUCUAAUCGAAAAUGCCCGGAAUUUAAAACAACGAAAUGACUUGUUUCUAUUGACCAUGGAUCCUCUUCAGCCGACAGAUACAUUUGUUUUGAGUAAAAUAUGAGGUGAUUUAAAGGCGAGUUUGAAUAACUUACGCUUAUGUGUUACUCAUGGAAUCAUAAUGCUAAGUCCCAUGUCAAUUUCAAAUUGCAUCAUCUUAACCAUGAUUACAAUAUUUUAUACAUCGCUCUUGAAAUCAACUCAUUCACUCAUCAAUUGAUCAUCAAGAGGCAACUCAACAUUUUCUAUUCUUCUCCUCUUCUCUACUUCUGAUAACUUUAUAUAAAAAAAAACAUAAUUGUCAACAAGACCAAAGACAAAAGAGAUUUCCCUCCAGAACAGUGGCUCCAAGGAUAACCAUCAACAUAAUCAUCAUCGGCAGACAAAAGAUAAUCUUUGGAGACCUUAAACCUACAAGGAGAAAAAGUUCUUGAAAACAUCAAAAUCAAAUAUUAUUCUUACCCAAAGUAGUCUUAAAGAUUUUAUUUUCCUUCUCUAACUUUGCCUUCUCUCUCUUUUCCCUCUUCCAUCCCUCCAAUUUUCCCUCUUCUGCGUUUUCUUCCCUCUAUUCUCAUAAUUUUCCUUUUCUUCUUUUUUUUCCUUCCUUAGAACAUUUCUUAUGCCAUCUAAAAUUUUCUCUUGGCCAUUGACUGAACUUCUCUCACUCUCUCUCUCUCGUUUACUGACAUCCCCGUGAAUAAUGUUGACUUUGUCAACAACAAUUUGGUUACCUCGAAGACGUAAACUUAAACUAUCCAAUCUAACAUACGAGUUGCAACGGCUUAAUAUUGUCUAGCAAUAGUGUCUACUAUUACGCCCCUCUCAUCAUUCCUAACUCUCUACCUAUCUUCAUCUUGUAUCUUCUUCGGCUCACAUGAAAUUAUUCAACAGUUACAGAUGAACCAUUGUUUCAUCUCGUUCUUUUUCUUGAUCAUUUUCUCUCAUAAUUUCAACCUUUUCUCUCAACUGACCCAGGUAGUCAGUUUUUAUAAACUUUAAAACCUAACCUUAAAACUCGUUUCACCAACACUCAUUGGAAACUGAACUGUAUCCUUAGACGACCAAUAUCUUUUUGUUUGUGUUGUUGCUCUUCGAUAAAUCGAUUGCUCACCUAACCACAUUCCCAAUAUUUUCACCUUUAUUCUUCUUCUGGGAAGAAACUCAAUUUGUUCGACAAUUUUGAUCAACUCGUUAUGAAUCAACGUUACCUUUCACUGUGUUUACCUUUGAUUAUUAAAUUGUUUACUAUUCUCUAUUUGGUUCCAGUGACUUUUUGUGCUACAAAUUCUCAGAAUACUGGAAGCAAUGGCAAACGAAUCUGCUCGACCAAGGCUUGCCAGGAAACAGCUAAUCGUAUUUGGAACGGUAUGGAUGUUAAUGUUGAUCCAUGUGAUGAUUUUUAUCAAUUUGCCUGCGGAAAUUGGCUUCGUAAAGCUGUGAUUCCAAAAGAUCGUAGUUGGUGGUCAGUUUGGGCUUUAUCACGGUUAACAUUGAAAAAGCAGCUAAAAAGAUUGCUGGAUACUAAAUAUAAUCCCAAAAUCCAUCGUUCACCAGUAAUUGGAAGGUUGCUCGAUUUUUAUUCUGAUUGUAUGGAUACGGCGCGUAGAGAUGAGGUUGGCAUUGGACCAUUAUAUGAAAUACUGGAUUCAAUUGAUGGUUGGCCUGUUAUUGUAAAAUCAUGGGAUAGACAGAAGUAUAACUGGUUUGAAAAUUAUGUUAAAUUAAAAAGUCAACUUGGAGCCAAUUAUCUGAUUAAAGUUUAUAUUGAUGUUGAUCUUAUGAACAAUACUCAACGUGCAAUUUACCUCGAUCCACCAGAAUUAGAUAUAAGUAUUCAUGAAUUUGAAUCUAGAACCUUUUCAAAAGCUUACAAAAGGUAUAUGCGUGAUAUAAUUGAACUUAUGAGACGUGAUAAACUUUCAAAAUCUCGUAUUGAUGCUGAUGUCGACGAUUUGUACAAAUUUGAAUAUCAACUUCAAUCCCUAAUUACCAAUGGACUUCAACAGAAAGAUCAACUUAACCCUUAUCGCAGGAUGACCAUAGCCAGUCUAUCAAAGGAGUUUAGAGGUAUUAAUUGGCGAAGAUUGAUGAUUAAUAUGUUUCGCUGGUCAAAUACAGAAUUUUCAGAGAGUGAUAUAUUCAUUAUUGAAAAUCAGGGUUACUUCAAACAGUUGGGUUCAAUUCUUAGGAAUACACCUGAAAGAACAAUUGCCAAUUUUUUGGGAUGGCGGUUUGUUAUUGCCUUUGGCGAUUACACUGUCAGUCAAUUUCGUCAGUUUCGCUUUAAAUUUCAAAGAGCAAGAAAAGGUUUAAAAUCACCAGAAAAAGAUUGGGAAUUUUGUUACAACCAGUUAGAUAAUUAUUACCAUUUUGCAAUGGGCCGACUUUAUAUUGACAACUAUUUCAAUUCAACGAACAUAAGAAAAGUGGAAACUCUGGUUAGAUACAUAAAAGAUGCCUUACGAGAAGCCUUUAAUAAACAAACAUGGAUGGAUCCAUUAACACGAAAAAAAGCAAAACGAAAGUUAAACAAUAUGGCUUCUGUUGUGGCUUACCAACCAUGGAUUAAAGACAAUCAGCAGCUAGAAAAAUUUUACGAAGAGCAAACUGUGAUUCCAGGAAAUUUCAUUAGAACUAUUUUGAAAUUUGAAAAAAUUGAUGCCAGUAAAAAAGUUCGAGCUCUUCGCUACCGAGUCAAUCGAUAUGCAGUGCGUCUCUCUGGACCAGCAAUAGUCAACGCUUUCAAUUACAUUGAUCUCAAUUAUAUCCAGUUUCCUGCUGCCAUUUUAGGUCCUCCAUUUUUCUCAAGUGAUGUUCCAGAUGCUCUUAACUUUGGUGGAAUCGGUAAAACAAUUGGCCAUGAAAUAAUUCAUUCAUUCGAUGAUGAAGGUAAACAACAUGACAAAGAUGGUAAUCUCCGUAAUUGGUGGUCACCAGGCUCAACUAGGCGUUACAAUGAACGAGCACAAUGUUUUAUCGAUCAAUAUGAUCAAAUGAAAGAUCCAGAAACUGGCUUGAAUAUCAAUGGUGUCAACACUCAGGGUGAAAAUAUUGCAGAUAAUGGAGGAAUUGAUAUUGCUUUUAAUGGAUACAAAAAAUUUGUCAGCCGAUCAGCUAAGGCCAGAGAUGAAAGGUUACCAGGGCCAAUGUCAUCUUUCACUCCUGAUCAACUGUUUUUCAUUUCAUUUGCUUCGAUUUGGUGUGAAAAAGAAAGGCCAGCUUCUUUGCGAAAUUCAAUUCUUCAAGGUGUCCACAGUCCGUCAAAAUUCAGAGUGGUUGGAACAUUAAUGAAUAAUGACAACUUUGCUCAAGUUUUCAGCUGUCCCAAAGGAUCGCCAAUGAAUCCAGAAUCAAAAUGUAAACUUUGGUGAUUGUAAUAGAUUGGUAUUUGACUGUAGUCGAAUUGGAAUGGUCAAAUGAUUUCUAUCAGAUUUACAGAUGUUUAAAUUUGAUAUUAUAUCAACUUCUUGAUUAUUUGGUCAAAAAUUGAAUACGAUCAGGAUUCUCAAGUUGUAUUAGUCAAAACUGGUUUGAUGAUUCGUCUCUUUGAUCACUUUCAGGUUCUAAUCUUUCAGCCAUUAAUUUAUCCUGAAAAAUUGAAUGGAUGCUUCUUAUAAUUUAAAUUGACCAAUUUAAGAUGUUAACUUAAAUUUCAUCAGCCUUAAAAUGUUACAUCCGUUCAAGACCAUAUUGUAGUGUAUUAUACAAUUGUAAUUGUAUGUAUUUUUGUGCAUCUAAUUUAACCAAAAAGUUUCUCAGUAUUUCUACAUUAGUACUGAUUCUCAAUUCAAUCAUUGAAAUUACAAAAAUGGUACAAUUACAUCUUGUUUGUUUCAAGUUGUCUAAUUGCUGGUAAAAUCAGUGAUAAUGUAUUAUAAAUAUUCAACUAUUGGAGUCUUUGUUGACUGAUUGUACAUCGCAUUGCAAUAGCGCAACAAAAAUGUGCUGCAAGAGUAUUGAAAUUUUUUUGUAAAUUUUAGUUUAUUUUCGUAUCAACAAUUUAAUAAAUCACUUUCUAGAUGAAAA
This is a messenger RNA of Tetranychus urticae (two-spotted spider mite), 4428 nucleotides long. RefSeq names its product neprilysin-1. Gene Ontology annotation, molecular function: metalloendopeptidase activity. Gene Ontology annotation, biological process: protein processing. The record is from RefSeq and is a predicted model, not a curated record. Lineage: Eukaryota; Metazoa; Arthropoda; Arachnida; Trombidiformes; Tetranychidae. Gene Ontology annotation, cellular component: plasma membrane.